AUGCCAAUAGCAGCCACAUGGAUCAGCCUACCAACAUUCACCUGCACAGACCACAACAUUGUCACCCCCAGUGAUCCAGUCCACUUCCAUUCCAACAGCAGCCACAUGGAUCAGCCCACCUGGCAUUCACUUGCACAGACCACAGCUUUGUUGCCCCCAGUGAUCCAGUCUGCUUCCAUGCCAGCAUCCCAACUAUACCUACCUAUGCUCAAUUUACAACUGACUCAAAUGCAGUUCAGGAUGCUGCAAGUUGUCCAGCCAUCAGAUCUUUUGCUCUUCAACAUCCCUCCCCUCGCAGAUGUGCCCAUUUUGCACCCUGAUGGGACACAGACUGCAAAGUCAGACUCUUGGAGGGACAUAGUGCACCACUGGACAGAGGGAAAGCCAUGGCUUGACUUGCACAUUCUGCUCAAGGACUGGCCUUAUCACUACUACAAUGGGAAGAGCAGCCAUCAAUUCAACACAAAGUACUCUCAGCAAUGCAUCAUCAUGAUGGAAUUCCUCAAUGAAUUCCAGGGGGAUGAGGAGACCUUCCUCAAGAUUUAUGGAAGUGCCAUUGGUCAAGGACACAUGAAGCUCCUCAAAGCAAUCUUGGCUGCCCACAAAUGGUAUUGUGGAGCUGGAGAGCACCAUCAUUGCCUCACAAGUGAAGAAGUCUGUGACAAUUCUUCUUCAGUGCUCCAAGGUGCCAGCAAGCAGCAAUGA
Messenger RNA from Pisolithus orientalis, 705 nucleotides. RefSeq lists its product as uncharacterized. NCBI's taxonomy places the organism in Eukaryota, Fungi, Basidiomycota, Agaricomycetes, Boletales, Pisolithaceae. The transcript has 5 exons. Bases 1 to 705 code for a protein of 234 amino acids. The record is from RefSeq and is a predicted model, not a curated record.